This is a messenger RNA of Rubroshorea leprosula, 889 nucleotides long. Lineage: Eukaryota; Viridiplantae; Streptophyta; Magnoliopsida; Malvales; Dipterocarpaceae. The record is from the annotation of a GenBank genome assembly.
GCAGAAGGAGAAGGAAGAGCUGGAGAAGAAGAAUAAGGAGCUGCAAGAGUCUCUGAACGAGGUGGUUCCAGCUAUGAAGCAGUUGGAGCAAGAGAGGUCUUCCCUGAGCACCAAGCUCGUCUUUGAGGAGAGCAAACGAAGGAUCUCUGAAAGCGAGCGUGAGGCUCAGGCGCAAGAAAUAAGGCUGAUGACAGAGGCAUUCAAGGAGCUGAAAGGGAACAUGCAGAAGUUGGUUCAUAAUGGGAUGAAGGAGCACAUCAGCAACUUCAUCAGUUCCAGCUCGUUUGACAGCAUCGUCAACCUGUACCGGCUGCCCACUGCCAUCAUUGCUUUCACAGACUGCAGAAAGAAGGUGAAGGCUGCAUAUCCCGAAGUGGAUGUGACAAAGAUCACCUUCGGCGAGCAAGAAGGAGGAGUAGAAGAGGAUGGCGAGAGCAUGUCAGCAGACUUCCGUCCUCAGAUUAAGCUGAGGUGGGAGGAUGAUGCAGAUGGUCUUGCUGUUUUUCCUCCACAGUUCGACUUCGAGUUCGUGGCAGUGGAGGAAGAAGGGGUAGAGGUAGAGGGAGACGAGGUGGAGGCAAGAGUGGAGGGAACUGAAGUGGGUGAGGUGCAACCAGCUCCAGAAGUGGAGAUUCAUCCAGUUCCUUCUGACGAUGAGCAGCCUCCUCUGCCAGACGAGCAGCAGCCAACACAGUCACCUCCUCCAGCUGAGUAGGAGCUAAUGCAGUCACCUCUCCAGCAGAGAACUCUUGUUUUUUAAUUUUUGUAGAACAUUGAUACAAUUUGUAAUUUUUCGUUGAAUGAAAAUGCAUUUUUAAAAUCAUGUGUUUGUUUGUGUUUGAUUUACAGUUUUGUUAUUAUUUUUUAUUAAUAAAAGAACUGAGAUUAU